GAUUGCGGAACCGGUUAAGUUAUGAGUCCACUUCCGGUUUGAUGACGGUGUCCUGUAUAAUUAACAUUUAGUCAGUACAUUUGUAAGUGUGAGCGUAUAACCCACAGAGUUGAGAGUCGUUUCUGGGGUAUACCAGUGAAAAACCUCCAAGAUGACUGAUUCCAAAUAUUUCACCACCACCAAAAAAGGUGAAAUAUUUGAGCUGAAGGCCGAGCUCAACUCCGACAAGAAGGAGAAGAAGAAGGAGGCAGUGAAGAAAGUCAUCGCCAGCAUGACGGUGGGCAAGGAUGUCAGUGCUCUGUUCCCGGAUGUUGUGAACUGUAUGCAGACCGACAACCUGGAGCUGAAGAAGCUGGUGUACCUGUACUUGAUGAACUACGCCAAGAGUCAGCCCGACAUGGCCAUCAUGGCCGUCAACACGUUCGUCAAGGACUGUGAAGACUCCAACCCUCUGAUCCGAGCCCUGGCUGUGCGGACUAUGGGGUGUAUCCGGGUGGACAAGAUCACGGAGUACCUGUGUGAGCCGCUGCGCAAGUGUCUGAAGGACGAGGACCCCUACGUGAGGAAGACCGCUGCAGUGUGCGUCGCCAAGCUCCAUGACAUCAACGCCCAGCUUGUGGAGGACCAGGGCUUCCUUGACCUCCUCCGCGACCUCCUCUCAGACUCCAACCCCAUGGUUGUAGCUAACGCUGUGGCAGCAAUCUCCGAGAUCCUGGAUGCCUCGCCCUCGGCUCAGCAGGUGCUUGAGAUGAACUCUGGCACCAUCAACAAGCUCCUCACAGCUCUCAACGAGUGCACAGAGUGGGGCCAGGUGUUUAUCCUGGAUUCUAUCUCCAACUACACACCCAAUGACGACAAGGAGGCCCAGAGUGUGUGUGAGCGAGUGUCUCCCCGCCUGGCUCACGCCAAUGCAGCUGUGGUUCUGUCAGCAGUCAAGGUCAUCAUGAAGUAUAUCGAGAUGCUGGACCCCAACAGUGACUACGUGACGCUGCUGGUGAAGAAGUUGUCCCCACCCCUGGUCACCCUCCUGUCUGCGGAGCCCGAGAUACAAUACGUCGCCCUCAGAAACAUCAACCUCAUUGUGCAGAAGAGGGGUGACAUCUUGAAGAAUGAGAUGAAGGUGUUCUUCGUCAAGUACAAUGACCCGAUCUACGUCAAGCUGGAGAAACUGGACAUCAUGAUCAGGCUGACAAACCAGGGCAACAUCGCGCAGGUCCUGGCAGAACUCAAGGAGUAUGCCACAGAGGUAGACGUGGACUUUGUGAGGAAGUCUGUGCGAGCCAUCGGGCGUUGUGCCAUCAAAGUGGAGCAGGCAGCUGAGCGCUGUGUGAGCACGCUCCUUGACCUCAUCCAGACAAAGGUCAACUACGUGGUGCAGGAGGCCAUCGUCGUUAUAAAGGAUAUUUUCCGUAAAUACCCCAACAAAUACGAGAGCAUCAUCGCCACACUCUGUGAAAACCUGGACACGCUGGACGAGCCUGAAGCAAGGGCGUCCAUGAUCUGGAUUAUUGGGGAGUAUGCUGAACGUAUUGACAAUGCUGAUGAGCUGCUGGAGAGCUUCCUCGAGGGAUUCCAGGAUGAAAAUGCACAGGUUCAGCUGCAGCUGUUGACAGCCAUUGUGAAGCUGUUCCUGAAGAGGCCAACAGACACCCAGGAAUUGGUGCAGCAGGUGCUCAGUCUGGCUACACAGGACAGUGACAACCCUGACCUGCGUGACCGUGGUUACAUCUACUGGCGACUGCUGUCCACGGACCCUGCCGCAGCCAAGGAGGUGGUUCUAGCUGAGAAGCCUCUCAUCUCUGAGGAAACCGACCUGAUUGAACCCACGCUCCUGGACGAGCUCAUCUGUCACAUCUCAUCUCUGGCUUCAGUCUAUCACAAGCCUCCCAACGCCUUUGUGGAGGGUCGUGGCGGGUACAGGCGCUCACUGCCACCUCGGUCACAGUCUGGUAAUCUGGGUGAGGAGGCGCCAGGCGACACAUCCAGCCAGCAGGCGGCAGCAGUCCCACAGGCGACAGUAAUCCCCGGAGCAGACUCCCUCAUCGGCGACCUCCUGGACAUGGACCUCGGCGGACCCACCCAGUACCAGCAGCAGCAACAACAGCAAAUGUUCACCACCCCAGCACAACCUGUGUCCACCUCUAACAUGGACUUCCUCGGGGAGGGCCUCGAUAGUCUGCUUGGUCCAAAUCUAGGUGGAGAUGCAUUAGGAGGUCUAGGAGAUAUAUUUGGUUCAGCUCAGUCACAGUGCUAUGUUCCACCACAAGAGGUGUGGUUAACUGCGGCCAAGGGGAAGGGGAUGGAGAUUACAGGUACAUACGCCAGACGCUCCGGGCAGAUAUACAUGGAGCUCACAUUCACCAACAAAGCCAUGCAGGCCAUGGCAGACUUUGCAGUACAGUUCAACAAAAAUAGUUUUGGUCUGAUGCAAUCCCAGCCACUUCAGAUCCAAAGCCCCCUUCCCCCCAACAGUACAGCGAGCACCUCCCUGCCGCUUAGUACUGCUGGCGCCGUGCAGAAGAUGGACCCCCUCAUGAAUCUACAGGUUGCCAUUAAGAACAACAUCAGCGUGUUUUACUUCAGCAGUGUUGUGCCUCUGCAUGUGUUGUUUGUGGAGGAUGGGGAGAUGGACAAGAAGGAGUUUCUUGCCACCUGGAAGGAGAUACCGUCCACCAACGAGGUCCAGUACACCAUCAAUAAUGUGCAGCACAACGCAGACACAGUGUCCCAGAAGCUGAGGAACAGCAACAUCUUCACCAUCGCAAAGCGGAACGUGGAGGGACAGGACAUGCUGUAUCAGUCUCUCAAACUCACCAACGGCAUCAAGGUGCUGGCUGAACUCAAGAUUCAACCCUGCAACCCUUCAUUCACGCUGUCACUCAAGUGCCGAGCCACAGACAUCUACAGCGGCGUACAGCAGUCCUACGAUGUCAUCCUUCACAACUAAGCGGACCCCGCCACGGGCUGUGGUGGUGUCACGGAGGGGUGCAGGAGACCGACGUCUGUGUGGUUGUUGUCGGCCACGGAGUCCGUGAUGACAUAGAUCUGAAUGUCAACAACCAUGAACUACUGCUUAGCAGCCUGUGUUUACAAGUGGUGUUAAUCUUUUAUGUUCAAUUUGUCAAUCUCAAGCCCCAAGUACCAAACAAACAUCAAAUCAGGUGACCGAAAUUUCACAUGGAGUUGCAACUUGCGCUUAAAAAUGAAUCUGAUUCAGGAAUAUGAUAACACAGUAUGCUUUUGCAAUCUGAAAUUCUUGACAACGUAAAUUCGGCUUGCACUAUUUUCAAUACACCAAUGGGUACACAUUAUGCGAUGUGCAUUAAUCACAUCCAAAACUCCAAAAUGACAAAUAAUUGAUAAUUUUGAGGAACAACUUGGCUCCCCUAAAAAAGGCCUGAGUUUUGACAGACAUAUUAUUUGCUAGAUACUUGCAAUGUGGAACAUCCUGAUCAGUGGAUGUUCUGCCAGUUGUCACAGCCAUAGUUAAUCACAAUGUCUAGUAAAUCAACAUUCCAGAGGGAGGGAAUUAUCACAGUAAGCUUAUUGAUUGUUGUUGUUUAAGAAAAACUUGGAUUACAAAUCUGGGUCAAGAUGAAAACUCCCUUAGUCUGUUUAGGUCACUGUGAGCCUGCAUUAACUAUUUAUGUUACUCAUUACUGUACAUACAUGAAAUAAAUGAUACAAUAUACA
This is a messenger RNA of Haliotis rufescens (red abalone), 3693 nucleotides long. RefSeq names its product AP-1 complex subunit beta-1-like. Gene Ontology annotation, cellular component: membrane coat; clathrin adaptor complex. The coding region runs from base 152 to 2947 and encodes 931 amino acids. The transcript is spliced from 22 exons. Gene Ontology annotation, biological process: vesicle-mediated transport; intracellular protein transport. The record is from RefSeq and is a predicted model, not a curated record. Lineage: Eukaryota; Metazoa; Mollusca; Gastropoda; Lepetellida; Haliotidae. Gene Ontology annotation, molecular function: clathrin binding.